Batrachochytrium dendrobatidis JAM81 is the source of this 2443-nucleotide messenger RNA. RefSeq lists its product as uncharacterized. Gene Ontology annotation, biological process: activation of protein kinase activity; regulation of mitotic spindle organization. Bases 1 to 2337 code for a protein of 778 amino acids. NCBI's taxonomy places the organism in Eukaryota, Fungi, Chytridiomycota, Chytridiomycetes, Rhizophydiales. Gene Ontology annotation, cellular component: microtubule; spindle. The transcript is spliced from 8 exons. The record is from RefSeq and is a predicted model, not a curated record.
AUGCUCUGCACAGACAAUUGUCCUAUUGUGGAUGAAGAUAUUUCAGAGUCUACUACUAAAGAGCUCAAUAUUCCAUCCGACAGCUGCAAGGUUGAAGUGAAUAACAGUGUGGAAUCCGACUGUGUUGAGCUUGCUGAAGGCGACAAUGUAUUCAACUCGACUCUAGAACAGCAAAACAAUUGUGAAGUGUUCUUAGAUAAGAGCAAUGACGACUUGUAUGAAUUCAAUGCUCCAAAGUUUCAUGACUUUACUGCUACUCCUGACUUGGACAAUAAUGAUGAGGCUGACAAGUGGUUUGAUGUGCGCGAAACAUCCAUAGGAGUUGACAACAACGACAGCGAUACUGACGAUAUUCCCCAUUUCCUUGAUGGGAAUGAUUUUGCUACAAAAGUCUCCACUACUCUUUCUGAAGUCCAUCAGAACCCUACUUCAACUGUCAGUUUAGAAUCAAAGCAUGAACAAACUGCUGUGGUUCAAAAACUAUCCGAGCAGACUAUUUCUCCUGCUGCAUUAUCGCCUGAACCUCCCAUUCAGUUGUCUGAAAAAAGUGCACACUUUUUGUCCGAGUCUGAAGCUACCAAUCUUGUACUUGAGCCGCAUGCGAAUAUCAAUGAGUUAAUUCCAGAUAGCGAUCUCUUGGCGGCUAAAUCGGUAGAGCUUGAAACUUCAAUUGUGCAACAGUGUCCCAAUCCAUUGGAUAAAGACGAGGAUUUUGUUACACAUUCGUCAUUUAUGUCUAGUCCUGAAAAAAACGAUACGGUUGACAAAAAGCCGAUGGGUUUAGAGGAAACUACUCCCAAAUCUCCCAUAGCUCGUCGUACUAGAUCAUCCCUUGGCCGCUCAAGCUUUUCCAGCUCAUUGUCGUCGUCUGCAGCAUCUGGAUGGCUGAAACCACGAGUUUGCACUCAAGACAACGUAUCGGAAUCUAACCAGUAUAGAAUGAAGCUUAGGAACGCCAAGGAUUUUAACUGCACUGUAAAUACUCGUAUCAAUGGUUCGACUAUAAAAUCUAAAGAGCCUGGCUAUUUGCAUAACACAAAAAGCAAUGCUCUUCGUAAAACCAAUAUCAAGUCUGCCUGUGUGACGAAAAAAGUGGCAAAAAAAAAUCCCCGAGAUCUUACUAUCCCCAAACCAUUUAGUCUGCAUAGUCGUGUUACUCAAACGGCUAGAUCUUCUGCUUCCCCUGCAUCUCCGUAUGUUUCACUUGCAGUCAAAGUGCAAAAGUUUCAGAGCAAAACCCCAGACAGAUUUAGAACCAAAGCAGUCAAGCUUCCUGCAAGAAAUCGUGAUUAUUCAAAGCUUACUCAGCCCAAGUCGCCAUUUUUAACCACCAGAAUAAGAGCAAAACCUUUUAAAAACAUUUCAACUCAAGAACAAAUCGAGGAAGAGCAACUUGCAAAUUGUGAAAAGUUUAAAGCAAAACCAAUCAAUCCUAGGAUUCUAGCGGCAAAACAGCCAUUGGGAGUUCCUGCUGCACAAAAACUGCCACUUACAGUCCCAAUGUCUCCAGCAAUCACCAAGCCUCGGCCGACUCGGACGCGAAAGCGAUCUCCUGCAAAGAUCAUCAAAGCUAAUCCUAUACCCGAUCUUGACAAUCCAUUUGUACCUAGUCUAGAACACCGCAAGAUCGAGCCCGUAAAUUUUUCACUUCCUGGUGAUCCUAUUAGUAAACGCAAGCACCAAGAAUUUAUAGAAGCUGUUGAACAAGAGAAUGCUCAAUUGCAUUCAUCUCGUCAAUUUCAUGCACAGCCAAUCCUUUCUGAUAAGACUCAUUCUCUUCCAUAUAUUUCUCCUCCACAACUUACUCAGCCCCGCCCAUUUGCUUUGCAUACAGAUACUCGAGGGGCUUUACACAGACGAGAUCUAGAGAAGCAACUUGCACAAAGUGCUGAAGAGGAGGAGCGCCAGCGUCAAUUUCAUGCCAAUCCUGUUCCUGACCUGCACCCCUUUGUACCAAAAAAGAGUAGUCUGCCACUCACCGAGAUUCAGGAAAUUGUACUUCAUACCGAUAUACGCGCAGAAGAACGAGGCGCAUACGAGGAUCAGAGACGCCAGCGCGAACAAGAGGAGGCCCAAGUAUUGGCUCAACAAGAUACGCUUCGCAAAAAACGGGAUCAGCAAGAGAUUCGACAAUUGCGACAGAGACAAACUCACCGUGCGCAACCCAUUCGACACUUUAAUAGUGUACAGAUUCUACCUUCUUCAAAAAAAUUAACAGAGCCGUACUCUCCUGCUAUUGGCAACAAACGUAAGGCAUCCAAGAAAAUGGCCACUUCCUCAUUAACUAUGGCCAGCUCGGUAUUCGAUGAGCAUCAGAAUCCCAUGGUAGAUGACUGAUGCACUAGUUAGAUUUGGAUACAACAAGGUCUGAUUUUUUGAUAUCAAAUUGUCUUAUUUUAAAUCUCUCGAGUGAUUAUUUCAAAAAUGAAGCAUAGCUUUCAUG